AAAACCGCCGCAGGACGCCAUUUCUUCCUUCCGCUUUCUUCACCAUCAUUCGUCUGUAAUUCCGCUGCUACCCGACCCGUUCUUCUUCCUUUCCAGGUCAGUUCCUUUUCUCGCCGUCAUGAUUGUUUCAGAUUCCGAUUCGGCUACCCCAUCGUCCAAUUCUUGCCAAGCCGAUCAAUCGGCCUCUGGCCGCAACCCCGGCCACACUCAAUCACUCCAGCCGUCACCGUCGGCUGUGUCUGGCCAUAAACGGCGUCGAUUGAGGAAGCAAUUCCCUUCCUCAACCCCGGUAGACGAGGGCUCGAGGGUUGGAUUGGACGAAAAUAUCAUGGCGUUAUGCCAUUGCCAGAUUACUGACUGGGGGUUCGCCGAUGCUACUGACAUGGUCGGACCUUCCAUUGAAGUCAUGAGACCUACCAGCACCCAAACCGCCCUGGACGCCCCUUCAGGGUUCUUCACGGUCCAUCUGGCGUCUUUGAAGAAGGGGCUGCGCUUCUCACUCCACCCGCUUUUGAUCGAAUUCCUCAAUGUGGUGGACCUUCUUCCGUGCCAGUUGGUCCCCAACUCUCACCGGUACAUCGCCGGUUAUUUGGUCCGGUGCAAGGCCGUAGGGGUGAAACCGACUUUGGACCAUUUCCUAUUCACCUUUAAGCUGACCAAGGGUCAUAAGGAUUGGGCGUCCUAUGCCAGCCUUUCCCAGAGGUCCAGUAAGCUCUUUGCUAGCGACAAGAAGGGGUCGACCAAAGACUGGAAACCCUACUUCGUCUUUGUCUCGACGGGGCCCGAAUCUCCUUUCACAGGUUCAGGGCGCCCUUCCUUCCGCCGCAUUCCAUGCCCCCCAUCUGAUGCCACCCUUUUGUCCAUUACUCGCCAACUCUGCAACAAGGGAGUUAUGAACAUCAAAGAGGUGGUAACAGAGGAGACCCUUGCCGGGUUGGGGUUUGAGUUUCUUCAGGAUGAGCUUCGCCACCAACCCGACCUACUGAGGGACAUUCCUGGGGGGCAUCAGCCCGUCCAGCCGAAGGACAUUCCUGAGGAAGGUCUUGACUGUGGUCCUUUCGUGGAAUUACAAGAUUCAGGAGAAGAGAUGGACGGCGAUCUCCUACUCAGUCGCUUCACUGCAGGGAAGAAGAGGAAGAGAGAGACGAAAGGCCAGGGCAAACGCCCUUCGUCCCACCACAGGGAGGGUCCCUCCAAAGAGCCGGCUGUAAUUGUAGUGGAGGACCAGGAUGAUGCUGCCCUGGAAACGGGUGCUGCCUCGGAGCGACCUCCUUCGCCUCCCGCAGUGACCUACGAGGUGGCGACCGGGGGUCGCUCGACGAGGCUUUGCAUUCCUCCUCUGCCCCAAAGCUUAGGGGACGUGCAACUGGAGACCCUGAUCACCUUGCCCGCGGAGGAUCAAGCUCGCAUCUCGGCCGGUUCUGAGGACGACCUUGAUAACAUGGUCCUUUUGAGGCUUAGCCAGGCCACGCUAGGGAUGAUUGAGGUGGUCGGUAGGAGACGGGGUCACCAGGCUGCCUUGGGCGAGGCGUUGAAGACAUCGGAGGCCAAGCAGAAGGAAUUGCAGGAGGAGGUCAUCCGGCUCACAAGAGAGUUGGGGGAGAGGGAAGAUCGUUGUGCGGCGCUUGCUGCAGAGAAAACUUCCAAGGAGAACCGCUGCGUCGCCCUUGAGGCAGACAAAGCCGCCCUGUCCUUGGAGGUAGAAUCUGUUUCUGCUCGCGUGGUCGAGCUGGAGGGGGAAAAAUCUGACCUGAUCCAGCUGUUGGGAGUGGAGAGGAGCGACCGGGUCCGGUAUGCAGAGAAAGCGGUAGAAUCCUUCAAGUCUUCUCCUGACUUCGCGAUGGUCGCGAUGGAGCGGAUGGAAGAGCUAACGGCCGCUUGGCUCGAAACCGAGCCUGGGGCUCAAUGGAUGGUCAAGGAGGGGACCAAAUCCUUCAACUAUGGACUCUUCCGCGCCCAACAGGUCUUCCGCAACAGACUGGCUCAGCUCCCCAAGGGAUUCUCUCUUCCCGACCUUGGCUUCCCUCCUCCCUGCCGUUCCUUGGCCGAGUUCGACCCCAGUCCUUAUCUAGACGGGGGGAGCUCAAGUGCGUCGGAAGAAGAGGAAGAAGAAGAAGUGGAAGGCGGUCAGGGCGACCAGGAUCAGGGGACCAGCUUAGCCACGUCCAAGGCGGGUGGAAAUCCUAGCCAGAGUUUUGUAAACACUUGUUGUUUCUUCCUUUGAAAUGACUUAUCGUUUUGAUGCAAUGUUCGCAUGUUACUUGAUUCGUUGGAUCCACUAUAUGCCUCCUUUUUUCAGCGUUUUACUUUCUUCUCUUGCUUAGCUGAUUCGCAUGUAUGUUUUAGUUUGGGCCCAACUCCUAAUUCCGGCCCGUUUAUCUGUCCAGGCCCAAUCUCAGGAUUGGCCAACGUGCCGCCCAACUGACCCAAUGUCUUUCACAAUCUCUGAUUGGACCUUCGCGCGGCUCAAAGCUGCUUUAUCGGUUC
Messenger RNA from Cuscuta campestris, 2487 nucleotides. The record is from the annotation of a GenBank genome assembly. Lineage: Eukaryota; Viridiplantae; Streptophyta; Magnoliopsida; Solanales; Convolvulaceae.